Messenger RNA from Astyanax mexicanus (Mexican tetra), 1627 nucleotides. RefSeq lists its product as uncharacterized. The transcript has 10 exons. The record is from RefSeq and is a predicted model, not a curated record. The coding region runs from base 93 to 581 and encodes 162 amino acids. NCBI's taxonomy places the organism in Eukaryota, Metazoa, Chordata, Actinopteri, Characiformes, Acestrorhamphidae.
UGCAGGGCCUUCAGUCAGGGUGUCAGUAACAGAACCACAGUUCGAACAUUUAGAGUUCACCUGCAGCUGCAGUCUGUGAUUACAGCCCAACCAUGAGUGAAGCCCCGACAGCAUCAGCACCACUCACCGCCCAUCCCAUUACUCAUGGCCCAGCACUCACCGCCCAUCCCAUUACUCAUGGCCCAGCACUCACCGCCCAUCCCAUUACUCAUGGCCCAGCACUCACCGCUGGUCCAUUACAUCAUUCCAUUGCUCCUGGCCCAGUCGAAAUAUAUCCCUCUGUAGCAGAACAGGCUACUAAUUACCCAGAUCAACUGAUCGUUACCACAGCAGCCGGUGAUGCCAUCAACAGAACCAUAGAAGCCAUACCUGUUAAAACACACGAUGAGCUUAUGAUUUCCAUCAUUCUGGGUGUGUGUGUAUCUGUGGCGCUGAUUCUGAUGUUGCUGGGUGUGGUGGUGUUCCGUCGAAUGUUCCACCACAGAGGAACGUACCGCACCCAGGAGCCCAAAGAUGCAGAAGAUAUCAUACUACAACCCGACCCCCAACAACUGGACAGCUCAGAUGAAGAUGAAGACUAGAGCGCUGUGGAUUCCACCAUAGCUGGAAACUUGGGAUUGGCUAAUGCUGAGAUACUGGAAGUCCAUCCAUCCCCUUCAUUAAACUCUUCUGCUUUGCUUGUUGUUCCUGAGUGCUGAAAUCAGAGCUGUUUUAGUGCUUAUUUUACAUUAAUAAGAUUAGCAUCCCUGCAGCUAUUCAUCCAGAACCUUCAUCAUUAGCGUGGUCUGAUGUUCUUAAUCCAGAGUUUAUCAUCGGAGCAAAAAACGUCCAACAAAAUGUGCAGAGUGUGGGUUCUCCAGGACUGGGGUUGCCAAGAUCUGCUGCUGACUGAUUUGUGAAAUGCCUGAAACUACUACAAGAUUUUUCAGUUUCGGAGUGCUAUUGCCAUGCUAGCUGAAAAUGCUUUCUGCUCAGAAAAAGGCAAAUUCACUAAACCACUAAAGAAAAGUAAAAAAAAAAAUGUGAGUACUUUACAGGAAGUAAAAUUUGUACAAAAAAGUUUAAAGUUCUAUUUCACAGCGCAACAGAAAUUGUUUUGAUAUUUCUAUGAAUUUAUUAUAAAGCAUGAGGGCAAAUAUUUACCAUCCUAAAGAAAUAAUAGUGCAUUAUAGGAAUUCUUAUUUAAAUAUUUAUACAUUUUCUUAUAGUGCAGAAAUGAUUGUGCAUAUUUUGUGAUUUUUUUUUAAUUAAGAAAUUAAUUUGUUUUUAUUAUUUGAGUAUGAGUUGAGUAAUUGAGUAUUUUUAUUAUUAUUUUUUUACAACCUUCAUUAUAGAGCCCAAUCAAGCACAUUUCCAAUUCCAUAUAGAGUAAAUCAUCUUGCUUUUUACUAAUUUAUUAAUUAGUAAUUCUUCCAAACAAUUAAAAUAAGUUAUUUCAGCAUUUUUGUUGCACUGUUUUUGCUGUAAAUGCGAUGCUAGUUGUGAAGGUGAUUUAAAGUGACAGUCCGUAAAUUUGGGGGAUUUUGGGAUUUUUGCGGUGACCUCUGUGGUGAGAAUAUGUAUUUUCACAAAAUAUGUGGAAGAGUACUUUUAAUGAGGUUUAAUGUAAAUAAAUUGCUGUGUGAAA